CCGGCAGACCCGCCCCCUCCUCCGCCCAUCCUUUCUCGUUUUCCUACAGUGAGGCGGCCGCUUCGCUCCUUUUCCCUUCCCUCCCCUUUUCGGCGUCCCGUCCCUCGCCGCUUCCUUCCUCCUGUCUGUGCCAUGGAUGGUGUUGUUACAGAUCUUAUAGCAGUCGGUUUAAAGCGUGGAUCUGAUGAGCUUCUUCCUUCUGGUAUCACUUACGGGCCUUUUACCAUGAGCAGUUCUACUCCUGCUACAGCUAAUGGGAAUGAUAGCAAGAAAUUUAAAGGAGACAGAUCUCCAUGUUCCCCUUCUCGAGUCCUUCAUCUUCGUAAAAUUCCAAAUGAUGUCACUGAAGCUGAAGUCAUUUCUCUAGGUCUACCUUUUGGCAAAGUAACCAAUCUCUUGAUGUUGAAGGGAAAAAGCCAGGCUUUCCUAGAAAUGGCUUCAGAAGAAGCUGCUGUUACCAUGGUGAACUACUACACUCCUGUUACUCCUCACCUCCGCAGCCAGCCUGUUUAUAUCCAGUAUUCCAAUCACAGAGAACUUAAGACGGACAGUCUGCCCAGUCAGGCAAGAGCACAAGCUGCAUUACAAGCAGUAAAUGCCGUGCAGUCUGGAGGUCUGGCACUAUCAGGUGUCCCAACUGAGGGUGGACUGCCCUCUGCUCCGAGUUCCGUUCUUCGAAUUAUAGUUGAAAAUCUCUUCUACCCUGUAACUCUAGAAGUGCUAUAUCAGAUCUUCUCCAAGUUCGGGACUGUUUUGAAGAUUAUCACUUUCACAAAGAACAAUCAAUUUCAGGCCUUGCUUCAAUAUUCUGAUCCAAUGAAUGCACUGUGUGCCAAAAUGACUCUUGAUGGUCAAAAUAUUUACAAUGCUUGCUGCACUCUUCGUAUUGACUUUUCCAAGCUCACAAGCCUUAAUGUAAAAUACAACAAUGACAAAAGCAGAGAUUUUACUCGUCUGGACCUUCCUUCAGGUGAUGGGCAGCCUUCCAUUGACCCCACUAUGGCUGCUGCUUUUGGCACUCCAGGCAUCAUCUCUUCACCGUAUGCAGGGGCUGCUGGCUUUGCUCCUGCCAUUGGUUUUCCCCAAGCUGCAGGUCUGUCGGUCCCAGCUAUUCCCAGUGCACUUGGUCCUCUUGCAAUCACCACUUCUACCAUGACUGGUCGGAUGGCCAUCCCAGGAAUUACUGGAAUUCCUGGAAAUUCUGUCUUGCUUGUUAGCAAUCUGAAUCCUGAUGCAAUCACACCAGAUGGUCUCUUUAUCUUAUUUGGUGUUUAUGGUGAUGUCCAUCGUGUGAAAAUCAUGUUUAAUAAGAAGGAAAAUGCCUUGGUUCAGAUGGCAGAUGCAACUCAAUCACAGCUAGCCAUGAAUCAUUUAAAUGGACAGAAACUUUAUGGAAAGGUGCUCCGUGUUACACUCUCAAAGCAUCAGACAGUACAGCUCCCUCGUGAGGGACAAGAGGACCAGGGCCUGACUAAGGACUAUAGCAAUAGCCCUUUGCAUCGCUUUAAGAAACCUGGCUCAAAGAACUUCCAAAAUAUCUUCCCGCCAUCUGCCACUCUGCACCUCUCCAACAUUCCACCUUCUAUAACAGUUGAGGACCUGAAGAGUCUUUUUGGUAGUGCUGGAUGUAAUGUGAAAAACUUCAAAUUCUUUCCAAAAGACCGCAAAAUGGCUCUCAUCCAGUUGGGUUCAGUUGAGGAAGCAAUCCAAGCUCUUAUUGAGGUUCAUAAUCACAAUCUUGGAGAAAAUCAUCACCUCAGAGUUUCAUUCUCCAAAUCUACAAUCUGAUACUGGUUGGACACUUUUCUUUUUAAGGACUCUACCCACAGUUAAGAGUACUACCCACAGACAGAGACUGGAGUAGUCAAGACAAACGCUGCAUCCUUCAGUUAUGAAACUUGCGAUAAGUUCAUGUGCAUUAACAAAUCAAGGGAUGAUCUUUCCAUAUCUAUUGCUGUUCAAAAGGCUAAUAAUUCUCCAUGAAAUUUUAUUCUGUACUAUUUAAUAACAAAAUAUUUUCUGUAGAAGCCCCUUUUUCAAAUGAUUUCAGGAACAUCAGGAUUUAAUUUAUUCCAAAAUGACUGUACACAACAUUUCUGGGCCCCAUUAAAUUACCCUAUCAAAAUAAUGCUUUCAAAUUAAAUUUAGCAGAUAGCUUUACAAUACUAAAGAACUAUUAUUUUUACCUUUUAUGGACAUUUUUUAAAAUGUACUAACAUUUUAAUUAACACCUGUUGAAAACAUUGAAGGAAAGGCAGGGCCUUCUUUCUCCUUGGAAUAAUUUUUCAAAUCAAAAGAGUAGACACCGGUAAAUUGUCUUAAUGUGCUCUCAAUGACAUUUUUAACUAGGUAUUAAAUCAUGGUGUGAAGUUUAGUUUUUAUUACUAUGAAAUGAUGUGUAACAAGAUUUUUGGAGAAAAUUGAAAUUUGUCCUGAUUUCAGAUUUUUUACAUUUCUUUCAGAGAAAAAAAAUGUUUACACUCUUAAGGAAAAAAAUUCAGGUCCGUCGUUUGGUUUGACAAAUUUUUAGAAAGGUUAUUUUUGGUAAGGUCUUGUUUAAAAAUACAAAGUUAAACCUCAAGGGUUUUUUGUACCACUAUAAUCUCUAAUACUUAAAUCAAGAAUUACUGUGUAUUUACUUAAUUUCUUAUGUGCCUUAUUAUGUGCUUAUAAUGAUACAAUAGUUUAGAGUUUUAUCUGAAGUAUCUUAAACUGUAUUGUGGCUUGGUGAAAGUUUUUUCCUUGUCUUAGUUUUUAAAAGUUUGGUGAUUUAAAAAUGUUUUUAAUAAGUAAUAGUCAAAUCAGAUUUUUGGUGCUUUGGUACAGGGAUGGGGGAGGUGACGCUGAAGGCAGUUCAGUGCACAUCCUAUAAGCCUCUUCACAAUAUGUUGGGGGUUGCAGCUGAGUGACAUCACUGUUGGGCUCUAAAGAAUGUUCUCCAGUUUCUGGAUGGUAUCUAACUUGUUGAGCCAUUGGCUCUUUGAGAAUAUUUUUGUCUCAGGAUUCCUUUUUACCCAACAGAACUGGGCUUGCUGUACUAAAUGUGGACUUGCUUUCCUUCAUAAACAUCAUAACUUCAUUACUGAAUGUUCACUCUUGUUUGGAGAGCAAGAUGAGAUGCAAUUCUUAUUUUUUUUGUGAAAUAUAGGUAUAUACAAGUUAUUUCUAUGAUUGUAAUACAAUGUUUUAGAGGUGUCUCAAGGUGUUAUGUCUACUGAAAUUUUUCAUUGUUUGUAAAGUAUCCUCAAGUUUAAGGGCGAUCCUUAAAUAGCUUUGGAGUUGGACACAGAUUUUUUUUUUUAAAAAAAGAAAGAAAUGAAAUGGAGUGUAAUGACUGGUAGCGUUUAUUCAUCUUGGGGAUUUUUAGCAAGUCAAAGUAUUCUGCAGAUGUGGUUUAGCGGAAGUCUAUAGCAUUAAGAGUUUUUUAAAAUGCUAAUUUUUAAUUUUGGACCUUGGUAAAUAUCCUUGAAAUGCUAGCUUCUUGGUAACAUCACUGUCAGAUGAAAGAUAGGCAGUGAGCCUUGACUGCUGCCUUAAAUUAUAUAGCUGUAAUAGUGUGGAGGUGUUCAACUGAUCAUGAUGGGAAACAUUUGGACACUUGACUGAAAUGUGCAUUUUUACUUGUCAGCAGAAAUAUUGCUUUACACCAGGAAAUUUUAGUGUCCACUAAUGACUGACCCUAAGUUCACCAUGACUUCACAGCCAUUUGAAAAUAAAGGUGUGCAAAUCAGCAAAGGGUAUCAAGAUCUUCCCUCAGUCUAGCAAUGUAAUUAAACUGGUGCCUAACUCCAGUAUGGCACUUGAUCUUUUCAUUCUGUUGAUAUAAGUGGAACAUGGCUCUAGGUAAGCAUGUUCAGGAUGGCAACCUAGUUAGGCACGAGUUAACUAGUUUAUUGGAGUAGGGCUGUAAUGAAUACGCUGCCUCACUAAUUACAGACACCUUAAGUUUGGUCACCAUGAUGUGUUUAAUGCUGCUACAAAGGGGGCACAUUAUUGGAGUUGAAUGUAACUGUGAAGCAGGAAAAAAACAACCUGAAGUUUUGAGACAGAGCAUUAGCAGUGUAUAAUAUCAAGGGUGAGGGUGAUGUGUUUAUGUGUGCGUUUGUGUGUGUGUGUGUGUGUGCAGUGAGAAAUAUCAUGUGUAUACAGAGAUACACAUUGCAAGCAUUUAAUUUAUUGACUUAACUAAUCUAAAAGAAAGCAACUUUGUAAUGUUAAGGGAGAAAAAUGGUCAACAUGAGAAAUAGCUUCAUUCUGUCCCUAGAAAAUGUCAUUUCUAGACUAAUUGCAGUUUAUGUUGUAGGGCAUACAUUUUUAAACCUUUAAAACAGUUUAACAGAAAUUUGGAUGGUAGAUGACCAUCUUGUGUGGUCUUGUCCUAGUUAUAUUAUCAUCUUUGUUGUAGUGCAUGUGUUCUCAACACUUUGUGGUUGGCUUAUUUUUGGAAGGUUGUUUUCCAUCGCAUAUGUGAGCGAUGGCAGUACACUUUGUUUGCAUUUAAAACAAUGGUUCCAUUUACAGCAAGUUUGAUUUACUCUCCCUUCUUUAAAGAUAAGACACCUUAACCUUAUGCUUUUGAAGGCAACAUCUUUAAUUGAAGUUUGGACAAUACAAGCUUUCCUGAUUUCUUUUUUGUUCCUACACUGCAGAAUUUUAGCAUUAGAUCUCUCUUUGCCUGUCAUAAUUUGCAAUGAGUGUUCCACAGAAUUAAGAUGCUUCAGUGGAUGUGGUUAUUGGAUAGCAACCAUCUGUGCAAAGGUCUCCUUAUCAAGCAUCCUAGUAUAGAAUGACCAAUUUUCCAGAGUACAUGAUCUUUGCUAACAUUUUAUCAGCCGAGUCUCUUCUCUACUCUCUCACCAUUUAUCCGCAAAGCAAUUGAGAAUUAACACUGUGUGACCCUUGUAAAUGCUUUGGAAGUGAAAGCUGUUCAGUUCUCAAUCUCCUUCUUGUCAGGUAUUCGAAUCACUAACUCUAAAGCUGAUAAAAUACUUUCAGGCCCAUAACCAGUUAACAAGCUUUUAGCAUUUUGGCUGCAAAGACUUGGCAACAGUGCCUUUAGUAUACUGGAGGAAGGAAACAGUAUCUCAAAUAACAAUCCAUGGUUUAACAAAAUCCAAUUAAUUGUAAGAAAGAAAUUUUGAUUGAAGUGAUAUGGUAUACUCCAAAUUACCAUAACAGACCAGAGCCAAAAUAGCUUUGAAUUCAGGUAAAAGGCUUAUCAGAGUUGUGGAAGAGCUAUAUUUAAAAACUAUGUUUCAACUAAAUAGUGUAUUUUAAUAGAUUGUGAUACUCAUUACUAGAGGUUAAGCCAUAAUAGCAUUCAACCGGAGAGCAAAAAGCUGCUAGUUUUGGAAAGAAAGUGGAAGGAAUAGUAAUCUGUCACUUCCUUCCUUUCAAAAUUGGCUAAAGAAAGAAAGAGUAUGUUUGUGGUUGACACAGACUUGCAGGUGCUUUGACAGUUCAGUGUCUUGGAGUCUUUGCUUAUUAGCCCUACUACCAAAUUGGAGAAGCAAAUUUUAGAACUGUAAUUAAAACUUGGACUGUUUACUCAGCUAACACAAAUACUCAUUUGUUAAGCCUUUCCCAAACUUGGUUGCCUUUUUUGUCUCCCUGCCAGUUGCACUACAACUGUGCUUGGAGGAUACCUUGAGGGCUCCCUGUGCCUAUAUACCCAAAUGUAGCCUUGAGUUGUCUGUGUGGCACCUCUUUUUUUCUUUUCACAAAUUAAGAAAUUGUAUGCAGUGGAAUCUUGUUGCUGUAAAACAUAGCAUAGGCUUUCUUUUGGUAAUGAAGAAACCUCAGAUUUCCUUUUCAGUCUUUAUCCUCUUAUAUGUAGUAUGUAUUGGUAUUUUCAAAGGAGAGGGGGCUGAGUGGUUAACUGCAUUAAAGCAAUUUUUGUUUGCCUUUUACUUUUUUGUGGACUGGUAAUUGAACAAAACUGCCAGAUUUAAACAGUUGUGCUGAAAACUGUUCAAGUUGCACAGAGAUUUUCUUGAAGCAAAUUAACUCCUAAUUGUCUUUGCAAAGAUAUGUAUAUUGUAUAUGAGACUGUUCUCUUUCUGGAGCAAAUCUUAACAAUUAGGAAUUAUUUGAAUUUGAAAAACUUCAAAAACUUAAUUUCAGGGUUUUUACAAAGGAAAAAAACACAAAAUGGGACCAAAGUUUAUGUGCCUUCAGUAGAUGUGUAUUUUUUUUGCUAUCUAUUUCAGUCUUUACAAAUCAAUACUCUUGUUUUCAAGAAAAUAUGUAUUUAUAUAGUAAAAACCAAAUGACCCAUGAACUGUCAUGUGUGCAAUGAGUUAUAACUGUUUUAUUUGGGUUUGUUAUCCCUUUGCCUUCUACCAUUGUAGCAUCAAUAUGCUGCACCAUGCAGGAAUCCAGGUGAAAUUGUUAGGCUGUGCUUGCCUCAAUACCAUGCAAUGGAGAAACAAUACAUUAGUGGAGACCUUAGUAUGAAGACAACCUUCCAUGAUAAGUGAAGGAUAUGUGUUUUGGCAGAACUUUUGGUUCUUGAACCUAUGUCCAGUAUUAGGGAUGAUAGUGGAAAACUUAACCAGCUUCAUAUUUGGAUUCAUCUUUUAAAUGUUUUAGCUUUUUUCCCAAUUCAUCCUACAGUUCCUAUAAACGUUCACUUCAGACUCUCAAAAUAUGGUGGCUAACCAAGCAAAUUGUUGCACUGGAUUGUCACCUCAUUGCAAUGACCAAAGAUUGUCUGCUCUAGUUAUAUACUGAGACAUCUUGCCAGUUUUCUCUCCAGCUCUCUUUCCUGAAGGACUCUGUGUAAAGUGGCCUUUUUAAAUGAAUGCUGUUGGUGAAUGGACCACUCGAUGAGAGAAGCUACUUUAAAAAAAUGUGAACCAAAUGUAAUGGCAUAAGGCAAGGGGCUAAUGGACUGUGUAGUACUGUAUUCAAAAAAGGGAGCAUGAUUACAGGAGUCAGACAUUCCCUAAUUUUUCAUGUGUUCCUAAGUCCCUUUUUAAGUUUGUAAAAAUAUUCAUCUAACACAAGAAAAUGCUGUAAAUAUUUGUAACAACAUUUUUUACCUGGCAAAAAAAGGUUUUUGGGAACAAGUAUAAAAUGGUUUUUAUAUUAAAUAAAACAUCAAUUGUCUUGUAUAUUUUGAUAAGCAACAAUACCAGCUUUCAUUUGUUAAGCAGCUUGUGGCAUUGGAGGAGGGAAAAGGAUUCCAUAUUGUUCAGAUGACUUGAUGUUAUAAAUGCAAAGAAGUUGAAAUAUUAAAGAAACUAUUUUCUAA
Heteronotia binoei (common prickly gecko) is the source of this 7255-nucleotide messenger RNA. RefSeq names its product polypyrimidine tract binding protein 3 (gene PTBP3). Gene Ontology annotation, molecular function: mRNA binding. Gene Ontology annotation, biological process: mRNA processing; regulation of RNA splicing. The transcript has 15 exons. The coding region runs from base 133 to 1788 and encodes 551 amino acids. NCBI's taxonomy places the organism in Eukaryota, Metazoa, Chordata, Lepidosauria, Squamata, Gekkonidae. The record is from RefSeq and is a predicted model, not a curated record. Gene Ontology annotation, cellular component: nucleus.